Camelina sativa (false flax) is the source of this 323-nucleotide messenger RNA. NCBI's taxonomy places the organism in Eukaryota, Viridiplantae, Streptophyta, Magnoliopsida, Brassicales, Brassicaceae. The record is from RefSeq and is a predicted model, not a curated record.
GAGAGAGAGAGAGAGAGAGAGAGAGAGAGAGAGAGAGAGAGAGAUGGAGGUGGAUUGAGGAUGGAAGGAGGAACUGAGGAAAUGUAUAUGAAGAAUGUGAAUAGGAGGGACUUUGAACCAGAUUUGGAAGUGACGGAUCUGAGAUUUGAUUUUUGAUGUUUUCAUUUUGUGGAGGGAUUUUGAGAAUUGUUCUAAAAUCCUGAAACUUGUAAAGAGGGCUCUGUGUUGUGGAGGGAACUAAGAAGAUUCUCUGUUUUCUGUUUUGGUUCGAAAUUUAAAAUAUUUUGGUAUAGAAAUGUUUGACUUGGAGACCAGACGCUGGU